ACUGCUCAGACCCUACCUUGCGCUAUCAUCAUGUCUGACUACCCCCCGCCCCCGGUAAACACCAUUGAUUGGAGCAAUGUAGGCUUCAAGAUUCGGGAAGUCGCUGGCCACGUCGAAUCCCACUACUCCGUCAAAACUGGCCAAUGGACUACCCCCGCCUUCGUCGAGGACCCCUUCCUCCGCAUCCACGGCAUGGCGCCCGCCCUAAACUACGGUCAGCAAUGCUACGAAGGCCUCAAGGCCUUCCGCGGCCCGGACGGCAACAUCAGCAUCUUCCGUCCGCAAAAGAACGCUGAGCGCAUGCAGCACUCGGCCUCGUUCGUGUCCAUGCCCGAAGUCCCUACUGAUCACUUCCUCGAGUGCUGCAAGCUCGCCGUCGGCAUGAACGCCGCGUACGUCCCGCCCCACGAGACCGGCGCCGCCAUGUACGUGCGGCCGUUACUGUUCGGUAGCUCCGCGCAGCUGGGCCUAAAUCCCCCGGAGGAGUACACGUUCGUUGUUUUCGUGAUCCCCACUGGCGUCUACCACGGCACGCAUCCGGUUGAUGCGCUGAUUCUUGAGCACUUUGACCGCGCGGCGCCGGAGGGCACCGGCUCCGCAAAGAUCGGAGGGAACUACGCGCCUGUGCUGCGGUGGAGCGAGAAGGCGAGUAAGGCUGGGUACGGCAUCACGUUGCAUCUGGACAGCAAGACGCGCACGGUCAUCGACGAGUUCUCAACGAGUGCGUUCAUUGGUGUGAAGAAGAACGGAGACAAGUACAAGCUCGUUUCGUCGAACAGCAAGAACGUCAUCAAGAGUGUAACGGGAGAUUCCAUUCUCAAGAUUGCCGAGUCUUUCGGCUGGGAGGCGGAGUCGCGCGAGAUUCCUUACGAGGAACUCCACACCUUUGACGAGGUUCUCGCUGCGGGUACCGCCGCAGCUCUCGUUCCCAUCAGGUCCAUCACCCUGGAAUCAAAGGGCGAGAAGAUCUCGUACAAGGACGCAGCCGAGGAGCCCGGCCCAGCAUGUGUGAAGCUUCUCACGACGCUGAAGGGCAUCCAGCUCGGCAAGAUCGAGGACAAGCAAGGGUGGCGCUUGAAUGUGGAGAGGCCGCAGCAGUGGGGUAAGAACGGGGUGAAUGGCGCUGAGGAGACUGUCGACCAGUUGCCUUAGAGGGAUAAUGACUGUGACUAGAAACACGAUCGACAUGAGCUAUGCAGUAUUUUUGGCUAGGUACCAGUUUUGGAAAGAAGAAAAGCGUGGGAGUCUUAGCAUUGAAGGAAUAGCAUCCAGCAUUUGAAUGUAAGCAUUGCACCUGACGCGGAUGACGCUUGCUUUGGAUGACCUUGAUUUCAAUGCUCUUCUCAUGGAGCCGCUAAUCUGCGCUAUGCACUCAUUACUACGUAUCUCAAUAUUACAAUCACAAUAGUCUAUAGGAUCCGGCAGCCUUGUAGCCGUCCGGAAGGAUCCAGAAGCGAAUCCUCUUGGUCCUUUAUAUACAUC
Messenger RNA from Paraphaeosphaeria sporulosa, 1482 nucleotides. Its product is annotated as branched-chain amino acid aminotransferase II. Gene Ontology annotation, molecular function: branched-chain-amino-acid:2-oxoglutarate transaminase activity. The record is from RefSeq and is a predicted model, not a curated record. Lineage: Eukaryota; Fungi; Ascomycota; Dothideomycetes; Pleosporales; Didymosphaeriaceae. Gene Ontology annotation, biological process: branched-chain amino acid metabolic process. The transcript is spliced from 4 exons. Bases 31 to 1152 code for a protein of 373 amino acids.